This is a messenger RNA of Triticum turgidum subsp. durum (durum wheat), 273 nucleotides long. The record is from the annotation of a GenBank genome assembly. Lineage: Eukaryota; Viridiplantae; Streptophyta; Magnoliopsida; Poales; Poaceae.
AUGGCUGGUCCGGCGAAGGCGUCGUGGAUGGUGGCCAUGAGCGUGGGGGCGGUGGAGGCGCUCAAGGACCAGGCCGGACUCUGCCGCUGGAACUACGCGCUCAAGUCCAUCCACCGAGCUGCCAAGGCCAAGGCCAACGUCCGCGCCGGCGGCUCGCAGAGCACGAAGCAGCUUCCGGCUUCCACGGCGGCCCUGGUGGAGAGGCGGCGAGCGGAGAAGGCGGAGGAGGCGCUGAGGACGGUCAUGUACCUCAGCUGCUGGGGACCCAAUUAG